Molecule: messenger RNA, 5021 nt
Organism: Owenia fusiformis
Lineage: Eukaryota; Metazoa; Annelida; Polychaeta; Sabellida; Oweniidae
Source: the annotation of a GenBank genome assembly
GACUCUUUAAAUUGAAGGAGAGAAAAUUUCCAAAAAUUAAAAGUAAAAAUUUGGAUUUAUUUCAUUGUUUUCUCGAAAAGUACAUACUUUUAGGAGCCAAAAGAAUGGAUGAAUCAAACAAGGAAGCACCAGGAGAACCACACCUGAUGGAGAACCCAAUGACAACACAAAAUGAUGUUGCGAUUACAGAGGAGAAUAAAAAAGAGAGUGAGACUCAUAAUGCUCAUGUACCAAAUCAGAUAAAUAUGUGUUCACCUGCUUUAGAUGAAGCACCAAUAGAUUUAUCAAAUAAAACAGAAAGUGAGACAGUAAGCGACAAAGUUGUGGGAGAUAUCUCAAAAGAAGUUGCUACCAUUGCUAAACCAGAGGAACAAGCAAAAGAGAAUAUACCUAACUCUCCCUUGAGUACUACACCUACUCUAAACAGUCCAGGUGACUCCAAAGAUGUUACAAGUAUUGCCGAAGCUGCACCAACCUCUUCAUCUAAUGAUCUAACUACAGUAACUGAAGAUCAAACAGAUAUAACCAAGUCAAACACAUGCAAUGACAUUACAACCACAGAAAGUGAUACUGACAAUCCUGAUCUUCAACAGAAUGUAAUAGAUCAUAGUCCGGCAAAGGCUCAAGAAGUCAAACAAGAUCAUAUCAAUGAAAAAAAUGAUGAUGUUACAUCUACUGAUGUUAACUCUGUUGAAGAUGUCGAAACCCCUUCAGCACUUAAAACAUGUUCCAGUGUUGAUGCUCCUUCUGGUUCUGAAACUCCCUCUGAUGUUGAGACUCCUUCAGUGAUUGAAAGCCAGGCAAGCUCUAUUGAAUCUGAUAUAGCUGAUGAACUAUCGAAUAAAGACAGCAAUGCAGCUUCAAUUGAUGAAAAAUCGAGUGAUAUUGGAAAUGUGACACCAAACCGUAAUGUAGAUUACACACUAAACAAAGGUCAUUCUAUUGAAAUUCUUGGUACACCUGUCCAUGUCCCAGCAGAAUCCAACUCUGAGUCUUCUCAGGACUCAUUUGCAGACAUGCCGUUUAAUUCACAACCAACUAGUAUAGGAAGCCAAUCACAAGCGAAAUCACCUUCAAAUUAUAGUGAUGUAUUUAAGAAGUUCUUAGAAAGCAAUCAAGCAAAUGAUGAAAGUGAUAGUCAGGAUGCAGAUUUGGUUCAAGGAUCAGAAGACACAACUGCAACUGAUGAUGUGAAACAUGACGCAGUAAAGGCAGAUGAAACAUUACAGGAUGAUACUGUGAAAAAUGAGGCUGCCACACCAGAAGAUGCUGCAGUUAAAGAGACAUCAGAUGUGGUUGAUGAGAAAACAGAAACAGAUAAACCUGACACUAAGGAAAAGAAGAAAGCUCCUAAGAAGAAAAGACGUGGAAUCACUAUUCAUGAUGAUGAUGGUGGAAUUGGGCGAGAUGUUGGUGCAGUUGAUUUGUUUGACUACCAAUGGCCUCAAGAUGACAAACAUGCAGAGCAGUUUGUACUUCAGGAACAAGUCAGCAACUUUCUAGGCAUUCUUUCCUUCAAACGCAAAUAUCCAGAGUUAACCAGACGUCCAGUAGAAAUGCACGAGCGUGACUUCCUGAAAGAGCGAGGAAUUGUGACUGAGAUGCAAUGUGACCUUGGACUCACUGCCAUCAAACUAGAUGACGUCUGUGACCUCAUGCAUAAAGACUACCCAGAAAAAUAUAGUGAAUUUGCAAUGAUUCUGGCUGACAGGGAGAAGAGACGUGUUCAGGAGAAACAGAAAGAAUAUAAGAUGGCACGAUUAGACAAAAACAAGAUGGAGUCAUACAUGAAGAAAGCAGUGAAAUCGGCAGCAGACUUUAAUGCAAGGUUGAUGAGGGAGAGAAGAGAGGAAAGGAGGGCUUACUUUGAUUUACAGACUCAGUGUAUACAGUGGUCGACAGGAAAGGUCAAGCGUGCUCCUCCAGAGUUCACCAAAGUAGGUGCUUACCCAGUGGCCUUGCUGCAAGGACAAUAUACAGAUGAAUAUCGCAAGUACACCCCAGAUGAACUGAAAUAUUUCCCCAUCAACACAAGUACAUAUGGGGCACCCAAGAGGCUGGACAAUGUGUUCACAGAGGGAGAAGGCAUCAUGUCGGACACUGAGAGUCAGACAUCGGAGACAAAGGCCACCUUCAAUAGGAUAGAGGAAAUAAUAAGACAGGUGCAGAGGGACCCUGAUGGUGCACAGUUCUCAACCGGGAGUACUGACAGUGAGAAUGAAGGCUCAUCUAGCGAUAGUAGCUCAGAUAGUGAGAGUGACUCAGCUAUGGAUUCAGCAAAUGAGGGACUUAGUGGCCACAAAAAGAUGAAAAUGAAGAUGUAUGAUAAGUGCCAGAUAUGUGACAGCAUUGAUAACAGGAAUAACCACGUAGAGGAGGUCGUCACUUGUGCCGAGUGCAAUAAAAUUGCCCAUCCAACAUGUUUUGAUGUGACAGAAGAGAUGAUUCCAAUCAUCAAGACCUACCCAUGGCAAUGUAUGGAGUGUAAAACAUGUGUAGAGUGUAUGGACCCCUAUGAUGAAGACAAGAUGAUGUUCUGUGACCAUUGUGAUAGAGGCUACCAUACAUUCUGUGUGGGACUAAGGAAUAUACCAUCAGGAAGGUGGGAGUGUGCAAGCUGCACCCCUGGGGGACCUCCUAAGCCUAAGAAAGUCAAGCGAUGAUAUUGUAUUGCCAUGGAGACAGUCCAACCCUUCAGUCCAACAGCUUGUGACAUGAAGCAAAAUAUAACAAUAGGCAGCUUCUGACACAUGAAAAAAUCUCUCAAGUAUGACCAGGCAGAGACAUUAAACAAGGACAUUUCCUCCUGUUUGUAGAAGUAGGAAGAUACUUUGUUCAUGCCUGUGAUACUCCGCUCAUAUUUCAUAUGAUCUGAGGUUGUUCAUUAAUUUUCACACAUCAGAUGUUAUUAUCCCUCAUCAUUCAAUUCAACUUGCAAUCUAUUUUUACUGAAUACAAAAUCAUAUUCAUGUUUUUAUAAUCAUAUCAUUGUAAAUUCAUUUAUUCCACACCCUGGAUUCCACAGUUUAAUGAGUAUGAAUGAAUGAGUAUCUAGUACAGUUAUUAUAAGCUUUAUAAAUGUAUAAGGGUGACUGUAUUAUAUAUAUCUCAUACACUACUAUAUUUGUACAAUUAAGUUUACAUUUAGUAUGUUAGAGAAUAAUUGGGCAUGAUGUAUUAGAAAAAUAUAUAUAAUGUUGUAAAACCAUAUUAAAUGUAUUUGCUUUCAUAGUUCCUGAAUCCUGAUCUUUAUGAAGCUGAUUGGUUCAGCUGAGCAUACAUUACAAAAUAUCAGGCACAUCAGGUCAAAUUAAUUAGGUCAUAUAAUAUGUCAUAAAGUCAAGGUAAAUCAUUAUCCUUUCAUUAUAUCAAAGCUUACCAAGUUAAUCAUGUCAGGUGAAAUUCUAUUAUUCAAAUACCAGCAUAUCUAAUUUUAUUGUAACUAUGUAUUAUAGACUUGCUUUGAACUGGUGUAUUUGAGGCUUGGUAACAUGGUAAAGUUAUUCUUCCUUUAGUUUUUCCACUUUGUUAUGUGGACAGCUGAGGUAGUGAAUUGGGAAUAGGACUCCAUCCCCAUUCUCAUAGGAACCAUCUCUGUCCACACUUGGUUCAAAUAGUCCACAGCUUAUAUUCAAGACGGCUGCUAGAAGGUAUGCUCCGAUAUUAAGACCCCAUAGCACAGACACAUCAUUUCCUUGCACGAUGUAAAUAUUAAAUACCUCCCAUAGUCCCUUCCAUAGGAAAAUUGACGCAAAUGCACUCAUUGUUACGAAAACAUCCUCUGUGAUUAGCUUGGUUAAAUGUCUCUCCUGUGAGGAGGUAGAAAUAUGGAAGAAUGGAUAUUGUAAUGCGAAGCAGAGUAAUAUUACCAGGUAGCCAUAGUAACAGAUUGUAAAUGCUGCAAGCUUGGGGUCCUCAGGUGAGAUUUGAUUGGCUGCUAGGUUGGAAAUUCCCCGCCAAGUGAUCACUACUAAGGCAUCAACAACAACGAUACUAAAUAUGUGAUCCAGUAAAAAAUUGAAUUUUUGCCGAGUCUGAAAAAAAUUCAACCAAUAAUAAUAAGACUAUUAAAAUCAAAAGAUAGUUGGUGUUGAAAUACAAGAAGUGUUAAUACAAUUUUAAAUCUAAGUAGUGUGUUUACAUAUGAAGAAUGUAACAGCUCAUAAAUAUGGAGGGUCUCCGGCCACUCCAGAGUAUUUUGAUUGGCAAACAAGGCCACAUAACUUUUCUGAAAUGAAGAAACAGAAAAUGUACUCAAGUAUUGGAAAAUGCAUACAAAAACAGUUCAAUAUUCUUACAAAUAUUCUAAAAAAUUGAGUGAUAUGUCUGAAGAAACUAGAUACUCACAGAGCUUCGGAAAUAUCCUUCCACCACGAAAUAAGAUUUUUCUGAGUCUUGUCCACUGCAUACAGGGGGAGCCACUAAGUUACGAGUGCAUCCAAGGAGGAGCAACGGGAUAUAGCCAAUCAGAAUAGAGUAAAUAGCACUCUCGCUACUGGUCCCAUCAUACAUAUCAUAGAUAUUAGUUACUCCACGCGUGAACAAGAUACCAGAACAUGCAGUUAAAUAACCAUAGAGUCGGCUUGCAAUGAGAUAUACUCUGGCAUUGUCUCGAGAUAUUCUAUAUAACAAAGAUUCCUGUGAGACACUUAAAAUGAGCAUACAGGUAGCGCCACCUAUAGUCGAGCUCCAGUUACUGAGAUAGGUGUCAGUAGGGUAGAUGUAGUAAUCAAACAGCGCCGUGGUUACGGUCCAGAACAACAUAUUGAGUCCAGUGAAGACGGUACAGUUGAGCAAUACAUCUAUCCCAUAGAGCAGAUUGUUAUUAGUUCUAUAUCUGGUCUUUGGCAGGGUGAGGACAUCAGCAUUAGAUCCCAACCCAUCCUCCUUCUUAAUGUUGGAAUUAACAUCCAUUUUUCUGCAACUUAAUUACUUUGGAAUAUCUGAAAGUAUUGAAAUGUACAAAUGUAUCUCUUAAUCUCUAAAUACUAGUAUUUAAGUAUUUUCAGGAGAAGCAUUAA